This is a messenger RNA of Closterium sp. Naga37s-1, 1479 nucleotides long. Lineage: Eukaryota; Viridiplantae; Streptophyta; Zygnematophyceae; Desmidiales; Closteriaceae. The record is from the annotation of a GenBank genome assembly.
AUGCGCACCUUCAACGCAGCAGCGCACGCGUGCAUGCGGGCGAGGCGGGUGGAGCGUGCCGUGCGCUUGCUGGGGGAGGCGCAGCGCCACGGGCUGGCUCCCACUGCUGCCACCUUCGCCCUCCUCAUUGUCUCAAGUCCUUCCCUUGUCCGCAUAGCCAGGUCUCAAGUCCUUCCCUUGUCCGCACAGCCAGGUCUCAAGUCCUUCCCUUGUCGCCUCCCCUCCCUGUCCCUGCCCCCCGAGCAGCAAGCAGCAGGGCACAUGCGGCGGGCGGGCAUGGUGGAAGCAGCGCUGCACCGCAUGGCACUCGCCGCCUGCCCACAUGAUGCUGUGACGUACCGCAGUGCGGUGUAUGCGUGGGUGCGGUGUGGCGAGGGCGGGUGGGCACUGGAGGUGCUGCAGGAGAUGGUGGCGGCCGGCCACCCGCCCGCCAUGACCGUGCCAGACGUGCUCAUCAAGGUGUGCCAACCUGCCCCCUCUGCCCCCGUGGCCGUCCAGAGUGUGGACGGCUCUUUGCUGCUCGAGUGCACGCGGGCAGCACCUGACGGCAAUCUCAAGAAUUUCCUGCUGGAGAUGAAAGGCGCUGGUGAGAGGGAUGCUCAUUGGCUCACCCCCACUGCGUCCACAUCAGCACAUCUCGUGCAGCUCCUCGCCUCCUCGCACUCACCCGCCCAAGCGCUUGCACCCCAUGUGCGCCCCUCCCUGUCGGCCCGUGCAUGUCCAACAGAUGCCGCCCACGAGCUGGCAGCAGCUGGGGUGGGCCAGCUGGGAGACGCCACGUGGCAUGCAAUAGGGCAGGCUGUGUGGCACAUGUCUCACCGCAAACCCCACGAGGUGAGGCGGGAGGUGAGGCGAGAGAUGAGGCGAGAGGUGAGGCGAGAGGUGAGGCGAGGGGUGAGGCGGGAGGUGAGGCGCGAGGUGAGGCGAGAGGUGAGGCGAGAGGUGAGGCAAGAGGUGAGGCGCGAGGUGAGGCGCGAGGUGAGGCGCGAGGUGAGGCGAGAGGUGAGGCGCGAGGUGAGGCGCGAGGUGAGGCGAGAGGUGAGGCGAGAGGUGAGGCGAGAGGCGGGAGGUGAGGCGAGAGGUGAGGCGAGAGGUGAGGCGAGAGGUGAUGCGAGAGGUGAGGCGGGAGGUGAGGCGAGAGGUGAGGCGAGAGGUGAGGCAGGAGGUGAGGCGAGGGGUGAGGCGAGAAGUGAGGCGGGAGGUGAGGCGAGGGGUGAGGCGGGAGGUGAGGCGCGAGGUGAGGCGAGAGGUGAGGCGAGAGGUGAGGCGCGAGGUGAGGCGAGAGGUGAGGCGCGAGGUGAGGCGAGAGGUGAGGCGAGAGGUGAGGCGCGAGGUGAGGCGAGAGGUGAGGCGCGAGGUGAGGCGAGAGGUGAGGCGAGAGGUGAGGCGAGAGGUGAGGCGAGUGGUGAGGCGGGAGGUAGGCGGGAGGUGAGGCGAGAGGUAUGGCGAGGGGUGAGGCGGGAGGUAGGCGGGAGGUGA